Setaria italica (foxtail millet) is the source of this 1430-nucleotide messenger RNA. Its product is annotated as probable cytokinin riboside 5'-monophosphate phosphoribohydrolase LOGL10. NCBI's taxonomy places the organism in Eukaryota, Viridiplantae, Streptophyta, Magnoliopsida, Poales, Poaceae. The coding region runs from base 199 to 1188 and encodes 329 amino acids. The record is from RefSeq and is a predicted model, not a curated record. The transcript is spliced from 4 exons.
CCCACUGGCCGGAAUUUUGUCUUUCAAAAAAAAAAACAAUUGUGUUGGGAAGCACUGGACUGGAGCAGUCAGCAAAGCAAGCGGCACAGGCAUCGUCAGAUCUUUUGCCUGUCGGCUGCCGCUGCCUGCUGUUUCUCUCGAGGCAUUCACAGAGCAGGGGAGUGCGGACUGCGGAGUGACCGAGGACGCUCGUCAACCAUGGAAGCGGCGGCGGCGAGCUCGGUUGGGGCCGGAUUCGGACCCCAGCUGCGUCCCGCCCUCGGAUUCAGGCACAGCCAGCGCCGCGCCCCUUCUUGUCCGUGCCUGCGCCCGCUCCGGCCGGCCGCGCGCCUCCUCUGCGGCGGCGGGGGAGCCCGUCCCCGCGGUACCAUCGCCGCCGCGUCUGCCGGCCAGCGGCGGCAACUGGGACAACUCGAGGCGGAGGCGGAAGCCGGCUCGGCCCUGAGUCCUCCGAGGAGCAGCACCCACGAGGUGAGGGAGGAGAUGACGCGGUGCUUCGACCUCGUCCGCCGCCUCGGCAGGGGCGCCGUCUACCUCGGCUCCUCCAGGGUCCCGCCCACGCACCCGCACUUCCUCCAGACCACCGAGCUCGCCAGAGAGAUAGCUCGGCUGCUUGACUGCACCACAUGGACCGGAGCCGGACCUGGCCUCAUGGAUGCCGCCAUCCAAGGUGCCAUUGAGGCAGACAAGCCGAUUGGUGGCCUCAAGAUCGCCAAGGAGGCUGGUGAAUGGACAAGCUCAGGCUUCCAUCCUUACCUGCCUUCAGAGACCUACCUCACCUGCAGGUUCUUCUCGGCAAGGAAGCACGGACUGGUGGAUGCUGCUGUGCGGAGCAGCCCUUCUGACAGAACUGCUGUUAUCGCAUUACCGGGUGGGAUUGGGACACUAGACGAGCUGUUUGAGAUCAUGGCUCUGAUCCAACUGGAGCGGAUUGGAUCGGAACUCCCAGUCCCAUUCUUGCUCCUCAACUAUGACUCUUAUUACUCCAAGCUGCUGGACUUCCUGAAUGACUGCCAGGACUGGGGCACUGUGGCUCCAGGGGAAGUGGCAGCGCUUUGGAAGGUUUGUGAUGGGAAUUAUGAAGCUCUGGAGUACCUAGCAGAGUUCUACAAUGUUCCUGCUGCCGAGAGAAAUUACCAAAUAUCACCACAGUUGAAGCAGCACAGAACUUCAUAUGCCAUGAGUUGAUGUUGGAAGCUUUUUCAUCAUAUUUAUCUUUUCUACUUGGCCCCCUUGGAAGCAACAUUUUGUAACAAGGUGGUGAUGAAUGUAUGUGAUUAUUGUCUUUGUUUGACCAGAAAGCAUACUAUUUUCUCUCCACAGGUUGAUGUUAGAAGCUUUUUCAGCAAUAGUUAUCUUUUCUUCUUGGCCCCCUUGGAUGCAACAUUUUGUAACAACGGUGGUGAUGAAUGCAUGUGAUUAUUGCCUUU